This is a messenger RNA of Setaria italica (foxtail millet), 1556 nucleotides long. RefSeq names its product F-box protein SKIP24. The record is from RefSeq and is a predicted model, not a curated record. The transcript has 5 exons. The coding region runs from base 232 to 966 and encodes 244 amino acids. NCBI's taxonomy places the organism in Eukaryota, Viridiplantae, Streptophyta, Magnoliopsida, Poales, Poaceae. Gene Ontology annotation, molecular function: myosin binding.
CGUAGGGCCCAGUGGCAGGGACCAAUUCGGCUUCUACCUCCUACGUGCGGUGCUUUCCUGAUUUCCUCUAGUCCGUCGGCGAAUCCUGAACUCACGUUCAAAGGAGAAGAGUGGCGGCGGCGGCGUCUGCGCAACGGCGUAGCUCUCCCUCUGUCCCGCCGCGCGCGCCUCGCCGCCUUGCCCGUCGUAGUAUUUGCGCUCGUACGCUCCUGAUCCAGCUCAAAGGGGGACAUGUCGGCGUCGGAUCUUCCCGACGAGCUGUGGGCGCGCGUCCUGGAGCUGGGCGCUGCGUCGUCCGCGCUGGGGUUUCGCGACCUCUGCUGCCUCGCCAUAGCCUCCCGCCGCCUCGGACGCCUCUCCCUCCACCCCGCCCUCUGGUCGGCGCUCUUCUCCCGCGACUUCCCCUCCCAAUCCCAACCCUCGUCCUCGUCCUCGUCCUCCACCUCCCAGCAGCAGCAGCAGCAGCAGCAGCUUCACCCGAAAUCCCUCUACAAAACCAAGUUCGAGAGGCACAAGGUGCGGAUCGCGGAGGCGAGGCGGCGGGCGGUGUUCGAGGCGGAGGCGCGGGUGCUUGCGUGCAGGAGGCGGCUGGCAGAGCUGGAGGAGUCGAUGCGGGCAGAGGGGGAGAAGAUGAAAGCUGCUGCGCAGGAGCUGGACAACCUCGAGAGGGUCAGGAGAGCUUCUGUGGCAUUAAAUGUAUGGCAACCACAAGUUGUUCAUGGUCGCCAGAAGCAGUUGGUUCAGCAAUGCACGGUUCCUGUUGAUUCUCGUCUUAGUGAUCUAAACAUGGAGCUGAAAGUUUGUAAGCAACAAAUAGCAACUUAUAAGAACAGUUAUAGCAAGGAGAAGCACAAGCUGAAUGAGUAUGAGGAAGCAUUGAAACGAGCAAAAUAUCAUCCUCUGCAGGAUAGUCAUACAAGCGGAAUUAUCAAGGAACCACGUGCAAAAAGGAAGAAGCUGAAGUAAACUUUACUGUUUGCCUUCAGGUCCUAUACUAUCUCAAGAUAGCAACACCUGCGCGGCAGUGACGGCACCAAGCGAAUGCAUCCAUCUAGGAGGAAGGUGCUGAUUUAUCGCAGAUUGGACAGCACAUCAAGGUUUCAUGCGUUCGGUUCGGUUUGCUGUCCAUGUGCAAUUGUGCAUGAUGCAAAAAUGUGGCCGUGGCAUUCUUCCUUGCUACUUUGCCAAGCACGAGGAUGCUGUGCUAGGAAGCAUCUAUGGUGUUUCCAUGUUGCUGAAAGAAUCUCGUUCACCUAUGUUGCACACCGUCCACCGGCUGGAUGAUUCUGUUGUAGAAAGUUGCCGACUAUUCUAUCACAGAAUAAUCUGGCGUUGAUGCUUAUCCGGUUAUCCCUUCGCGAAGCUGUGGGCUGUGGAGCAGCCAGAUUUGACUUUGAAAAGUGUAACUUGUAAGCAACUACGCAUCUUGUAUUCCAUCCGUAUGUAGACGCUUAUUUAUUUUCCAUUACUUGAAAUUGAAAAGAAACGUAUCUGUAUGUAUCUCUCGCUUUAUAUGCUCCUGGGCUUAUAUUAGAAAAGUGAACGAAUUAUUUGUU